Messenger RNA from Pseudogymnoascus verrucosus, 650 nucleotides. RefSeq lists its product as uncharacterized. NCBI's taxonomy places the organism in Eukaryota, Fungi, Ascomycota, Leotiomycetes, Thelebolales, Thelebolaceae. The transcript has 2 exons. The record is from RefSeq and is a predicted model, not a curated record. Bases 50 to 571 code for a protein of 173 amino acids.
CCCCCCCCCAAGUGCGAACAAAUAUCAAUCCUCCCCAGAGCUGUCCAAGAUGUCCUCCUCACAGACACCAUCUCCGCCAUCCCAUAACGCAACCCCUUUAGAGGUCCGCGACUAUUUUGCCGGGGUUCUCUUUAAUUUCCACGACGUCUCACUGGAACAGGCAUACGAGAUAGCGGCGAAAUGGGAGUAUGGUCGCGGCUCGGAACUCACAUACUAUGAUGUUGCUACUUUUCGCUCGAUAUUCGGUGCUGAAGCUGGGACCUUGCUCUAUGGUUAUGCAAGGAAGGAGCUGAGAACGUCACGGACUGGCCCUAGCGGUAACUUGGGCAACAGAGGGAUUCUAGAGAAACCUCAGAAGGAUAUCUUCGGGGCAACGCCUGGCUUGUCAAUUGUGUAUGGAUUGUUCGUUUUGAGCAUUCUUUCUCUCUUUCAGACAUUGAUAGAGUAUAGGAGGGAGAAAAUGGAUGGGGUGUUAGCUUUUGGUUCAAUAUGUUUUUUUCUAUUUGCAGGGUUUAUAGUUUCUUACGUUACGUAUUAUUUUGGUCCCGAACCUCAGAGGCGUGGGCCAUAGAGGUUUAGGUCGAGUAUAACGCUUUAAACCGGAGCAUCAGUAGCAAACAAGAACAGAAAUAGGGCAGUUGUGGGAGGAG